AUGUACAAGAAAUUGGUAUCGACUACGGGAGGAGCUACACACCGUCCGACCCCUGCGUUUACAUACACCGAUGCCGUCGACGACAUCCUGAUCAGCGGAAAGGACCUCGCGCUCGUCGCCGACCUGAAGAAAAAGCUCCAAGACCGCUUCGAAAUGGCAGACAUUGGAGAAGUCCGUCUCAUCCUUGGCAUGGAAGUCACGCUAGUCGUCUCGCAGAAGGGCUACGUCAAAAGCAUUCUGGAGAGGUUCGGCAUGGAGAACUGCAACCCCGUCAGCAGUCCAGGAUACGGACCACAACUCUCGACAGGUCAGCCAGAGAAUAAGCUACUCGGAGCAGCCGAGUCCAAAGCUAUACCAGUCCAUCACAGGCAGCCUGCGUAA
Molecule: messenger RNA, 381 nt
Organism: Ectocarpus siliculosus
Lineage: Eukaryota; Phaeophyceae; Ectocarpales; Ectocarpaceae
Source: the annotation of a GenBank genome assembly